CUCCCACUGCUAUCACGUGCUUUACAAGAGGACUCGACCUUAGAAAGGGGACAGAAGAUGUCCUUUGCCCAGCAAACUGUCCUCUGUGGCAAUUUUAUGUCUUUGGGGAUGGAGUUUAUGCUUCUCUUUCCAGUAUCUGUGGAGCUGCCAUACACAGGGGCGUGAUCACCAGUGCAGGAGGAGCUGUAAGGGUACAGACUCUUCCAGGACAGGAAAACUACCCUGCUGUAAAUGCCAAUGGGAUCCAGUCUCAGGUGCUCACUAGAUGGGCUUCAUCUUUCUCAGUGACUGGCAUCAAGAACACAGCGCUUGAAUCGGUUGGACGAUCGGUAUCAACAGCACGUCCUUCUACAGGUAAAAGACCUAAGAAGCCACUUGAUAAAAAGGCUGGAAACAAAGACUGUAAAGCUGAUAUUGCAUUUCUCAUUGAUGGAAGUUACAACAUUGGCCAACGUAGAUUUAAUUUGCAGAAAAACUUUGUUGGAAAAGUAGCUGUGAUGUUAGGAGUUGGAACAGAAGGGCCUCACGUUGGAGUUGUACAGGCCAGUGAACAUCCAAAAAUUGAAUUCUAUCUGAAAAACUUCACUGCUGCAAAAGAAGUUUUGUUUGCCAUAAAGGAAUUGGGGUUUAGAGGAGGCAAUUCUAAUACAGGGAAAGCUUUGAAGCACACAGCUCAGAAAUUCUUCUCUUUGGAAAAUGGAGCACGCAAAGGAAUUCCCAAGAUCAUUGUAGUGUUCCUAGAUGGCUGGCCAUCGGAUGAUCUAGAAGAAGCUGGGAUAGUGGCCAGAGAAUUUGGAGUCAAUGUGUUCAUUGUAUCGGUAGCAAAGCCCACAACAGAGGAGCUGGGAAUGGUACAAGACAUUGGUUUUGUUGACAAAGCUGUCUGUCGAAACAAUGGCUUCUUCUCUUACCAAAUGCCCACCUGGUUUGGUACUACCAAAUACGUAAAACCUCUUGUCCAAAAACUGUGUUCACAUGAGCAGAUGUUCUGUAGCAAGACAUGCUACAACUCCGUGAACAUCGCUUUCUUGAUUGAUGGUUCCAGCAGUGUUGGAGACAACAACUUCCGCCUUAUCCUUGAAUUCAUCAGCAAUGUUGCAAAGGCUUUUGAGAUCUCUGACAUUGGUUCCAAGAUCGCAGCUGUGCAGUUCACAUACGAUCAGCGUACCGAGUUCAGCUUCACAGACUACAACACAAAAGAAGAGGUCCUCUCAGCUAUCCGCAACAUUCGCUACAUGAGUGGUGGCACUGCUACUGGUGAUGCCAUUACUUUCACAACCAGAAACGUGUUUGGGCCAGUGAAAGAUGGUGCUAACAAAAACUUCCUCUUUGUUUUGACUGAUGGUCAGUCUUAUGAUGAUGUCAGAGGACCUGCUGCUGCUGCACAAAAAGCAGGAAUAACGGUGUUCUCUGUUGGUGUUGCCUGGGCACCUCUGGAUGAUCUGAAAGACAUGGCUUCUGAACCAAGAGAAUCUCAUACUUUCUUCACUAGGGAGUUCACAGGAUUGGAGCAGUUGGUUCCUGAUAUUAUUAGAGGCAUCUGUAAAGAUUUUUUGGACUCUAAACAAUGAAGAAAAAAUCUGCUAUUGGUAGUUUGAAACCAAAAAUCAUGAAAUUGAAAUGGUCCCUCUAAAGUACAAAUGUUUUAUUCUUACAUAUACUAUCAUAAUGCAAGGGAAGAAGAAACACUACUUUUGUUUCUGUGUUUGAGUCAGUCAGGAUUUUAUGUGAGCUUGUUAGAAGUUGUACUUGGUACUGGAAUGCAGAAUUUGGC
This is a messenger RNA of Nestor notabilis (Kea), 1774 nucleotides long. It is a transcript of the gene COCH, whose product is annotated as cochlin. Lineage: Eukaryota; Metazoa; Chordata; Aves; Psittaciformes; Psittacidae. The transcript is spliced from 9 exons. The annotation marks the transcript as partial. The record is from RefSeq and is a predicted model, not a curated record.